AUGCGGCGGACACUCCGACUCUUCGCCAGCGUCAAGCCGCGCUACCUCGAGCCCGGCAACCCGACCGGCCUCACGGGCCUGUACACCCACAGCUCGCCGCGGUCGUCGCUGCUGUACCUGUACUCGCGCACCCUCACGAAACUACAACAAUUCCCCGAGUCGUCGCUGUACCGCCAGUCCAUCGAGGCCCUGACCAAGCACCGCCAGGCCAUCGUCGAGGCCGCCGAGCCCCCCGGGUACAAGGAGUGGGCCGAGCGCGCGCGGAAGGUCCUGAAGGAGAACCCGGCCCAGUUCGACAUCGUGAGCGGCUCCAAGAUGGACGGCGCCGGCGCCAUACAGGUCGAGUCCGACGGCGACCUGUUCGUCCACCGCGCCAACCCCCAGCCCAAGGACGUGCGCGAGGAGGAGUGGGACGGCGAGCGCGACGACGGGCCCGGCAACGAGGGCCUGAGAGGCCCCGAGGAGCGCGAGACUGCAUACCAGGAGUUCCUGCUCGACCGGAAGCCCCUCGAGCUGCCGAACAAGGUCAACUGGGAGCCGGAGCCGCAGAUGACGGCCGACCAGGUCGAGGAGAUCGAGGGCAAGAUCGGUGCUGGUCUGAUCGAGGAGGUGGUGCAGAUGGCCGAGAGCGAGCUGCGGCUCAUCGAUGUCAUGUAUGAUGCUAAGGUAUGGGAGAGCCUCGAGGAGAAGCCGCCUGCGGGUCAAUGGGAGUACUUCGAGCGAUCAUAA
This is a messenger RNA of Anthostomella pinea, 729 nucleotides long. NCBI's taxonomy places the organism in Eukaryota, Fungi, Ascomycota, Sordariomycetes, Xylariales, Xylariaceae. The record is from the annotation of a GenBank genome assembly.